This is a messenger RNA of Oryzias latipes (Japanese medaka), 2057 nucleotides long. RefSeq names its product potassium channel, subfamily K, member 4b (gene kcnk4b). Gene Ontology annotation, molecular function: outward rectifier potassium channel activity; potassium ion leak channel activity. Gene Ontology annotation, cellular component: plasma membrane. The record is from RefSeq and is a predicted model, not a curated record. Gene Ontology annotation, biological process: stabilization of membrane potential; potassium ion transmembrane transport. NCBI's taxonomy places the organism in Eukaryota, Metazoa, Chordata, Actinopteri, Beloniformes, Adrianichthyidae.
ACCCAGUGUCCCCUGCUGCAGAGAGUGAAGGGGACGGGCUCCCCAGCGGCUACGGAUCCAGAGACAGGAUCAUCAGAGACCACAAAAGACAAAGGCGAGGGCAUCUCAGGCCGACUGACAGCUGCAGCAGCUGGGAUCCGGGCCGCAGCACCGCCUGGGCUGACACAGGGAAGCAGCGGCCAACGCCUGGACCGGGUGGAGGUGCAGCCAUGCGCUGCUCUACCCUGCUAGCCAUCUUUGUGGGGGUGCUUCUGUACUUGGUGCUGGGAGCCGUGGUGUUCCGCACCUUGGAGAUUCCCAAUGAAAGAAAAAUCCAGGAGGAAUCUGAGAAGCAAUUGUCCAGAGUGCGGGAGCACUUUCUGGGGAAUUUCUCCUGCGUGGAGCCAGAGAGCCUGCUGGAUUUUUUACAGAAAGUGGAGGAAGUCAUCGAAGGUUUGGGGUCCUCUUCCAACGAAACCUCAUUCACCAAAUGGGAUCUUGCAAGUGCUUUUUUCUUCUCAGGGACAAUCAUUACAACCAUCGGGUUUGGGAACAUCUCGCCACAGACUGAUGGAGGGAAGCUGUUCUGCAUUUUCUAUGCUCUGGUGGGAAUCCCCAUGUUUGGUAUCCUUCUCGCUGGGGUCGGGGACCAUCUUGGUACUGUGCUGAGGAAAGCUAUUGCCAAAAUUGAGCUUCUCUUCUUGAAAUGGAAGGUUAGUCCCACCAUUGUGCGCGUGAUCUCGGCCAUUCUGUCCAUACUGCUGGGUUGCCUGGUCUUUGUUGCAGUGCCUAUCCUUGUUUUCCAAGAGGUGGAGGGCUGGACUCUUCUGGAUUCUGCCUACUUUGUGGUUAUAACUUUGACCACAGUCGGCUUUGGCGACUAUGUUGCAGGGGACUCUGGAAUAGCAGGGAGCCAGCAUUGGUACAAGCCUUUGGUGUGGUUCUGGAUCCUGGUGGGUCUGGCAUACUUUGCAUCAAUCCUCACAAUGAUCGGUAACUGGCUCCGUGUUCUGUCAAAGAAAACCAGAGCUGAGAUGGAGGAGCUGCGUGCUCAUGCCACCGACUGGACUCAGAAUAUCCAGAACAUGUCUGUGGACUUUCGCAUUCCGGGAAAAAUUGACGACCCCUUCAAACGGCGCAGACGAAGGCGCCGUCAUGGCCCUCGCAGCCAUGGUCACAGUGUAUCGGCGACAGGGGCCCCUGCGGGCCAGGAUGAACAAGAGGGGAGUCAGACAGAGACUGGAUCUUACACGUCAACCUCCUCUUAUGAGUCUGGAUCCGGAUCAGAAACAGACUCUCAGGCGACUCAGACCGACAGAGUUCCCGAAGACAAACCAGCCGAGUCUAAAAAGGAGGAGCCUCCAUCUGAUCCUCAACUGUCUCACUACUUUGGGGAGAACCUUGCCUUUAUUGACGAGUCCUCAGACGCUCAGAGUGCCAAACUGAAAACGGACUCUCGCCAUGGUCCGAAUCAACCCAACUCUCGCCCGACAAAGAGGAGACGCCACCGACGGCAUGUUCAGCGAAGAGGCUCAAGGACCAGUGAUCACAACAGGAAGCAACCAAACGGAAACCCCAAACUAGCUCCAGAUCUCAAGCCUCAGGAAGAGACGAACAUCAAUGUGUGACACAACAGAAGAGGUCAGAGGAGCUCUUGCUGGUGCAAUGUGGGUAACCAUCCCCCUCGGACACUUGAGAUGAAAACGUGUUGCUGAUGCAGUUUUCAUUGAAUUAUUCCUGCAGCAUGUCAGUGUGUUUGCCUGAGUCAGACAUAAAGCCAUUCUUUUCAUGAUUCUGUGUGGAGGUACCGCCCUCCACUGGCCUAAGGCUGUAUUGCACUUUCACUCUGUCAAUUGUUUCCACUCUACCAACCUGAUCAAGCCUCAAACCACAGCCACUCCAGAAUCCUGCCAACACACCAACAUAUUCUAAAUAUUCUCUCACUAGAACCUUUUUUUGGUAUGAAAAACAUUUUUAUUAAAUGAUGUAUAGUGUUCAAGCAUAUCCUUCGCAUUUUGUCUUCCAAUUGCAUUAAUGUUGCUCCAAUGCACAUGUGGAAUAAAUAAAAAGUUUUAAAC